UCCUACUCAAAUUAAGAUACGUUUACUGUUUUUUUGAAUUUAUUAUUAAUGUACAUUGUAUUGUGUUAGUUUAAGGUGUUGUAUACUUAUGUGCAAUGAAGUUUGAAAAUCCAAUAACAUCAACACCUGCUAGUUUGUCAAGAUUAAGUGUUGGCGGGAGUGGAAAUAGUUCAAUACGAAGAAGGAGUUUAAUUCCACAAACUCGAAUAACAAAAUUAAAAGAUGAUGAGCGAAAUGAUGACGAAGCCGAGAGGUCUUCGUUGGUGGCUUCAGAGCGAGCGGUGGCCACUCCAACACCUCAAGCUUCCCCGCGUAGGGGCAGAGACACGAUGUCGGGUUCACCACAGAAAGAACAUUUCCAGGGAUGCUUAAAACUUUAUGCGGAAAAUAAAAUAAACAAGGACAAUGCAUGGAAUCUCCAACUCAUUGACUUUAUGACUUCUAUGUUACGGCGACAUGAUGCUCGAAUGGACAAUCUUCAAACGGCAUCUACAGUAGUAGAUGCAUCAGCUAGAAUCUAUUCAUUUAGAGUAGAUGCUGUGCACUAUGAUGUUCUUAAGAUGGCUGGUGGAUUGAGUAAGGCUGCUCAGACCAAAAGGGGUAAGAAAGAUGAUGAUAUUGGUACCCAAGAUGAAAACCCAGCAGAAGGGGAAACUGCUGCCCCUAAAAAGAAAAAGAAAAGAUCUAAAGGAGCAAUAGCAUCUAAUCCUGAAAUGUUCAAUGGAGACUUUGAGGCUAAUGACUGUAUAGAUCCUUUUUUUGAACGACUUGCAGCUACAACAGGUGAUGUUACGUCAUCAAACAGAGCUUUUAAUGCUACAUUGCCUAUACAUGAUAAAACACUAGCAUUAAUUUUAAGAACAGAUGAUCGUUUUUUAGAGCCUAUAAAAGAGAAUAUUCCAGAAGGCUUAGACUUGAGUGAACGAACAACAAUAGCAUUGAAGUUGCUACCAGCUUUUACAGAAAUUGAUCAGAUCUGUGAGCCCUUUUCUAGUUUCUCUAUUAGCAAUUGGGAUCCAGAAACUGAAGAUACGGACAAUCGCGUUACAAAUUGGGUAGAAGAGAACAGAUUGAAUCUGUCUCAGCAAGCUCUCGCUUUUGAUGUAAAUGCUGAAGUGGAGCCUAUACCACUAGAUGAAAUUCAUAAUGACUUACACGACUUGUUAAUAGAUGACGAGCCCCUGGGCGGCAUCGAAAGCGAAGAAGAGGCGGACGUGGCCGUGGCGGCCUUCGUGGCGCGCAUCGCCCCCGCGCCGCUCGCGCGCCUCGCCGACAUGCGGCCCAGCGCGCCGCACCACUCGCGCCUCGAGUACUCCUACAGCGCCGCCAUCGUCGCCGCCUGGGCCGGGCCCUCGCACUGGCGCCUCAAGAACAACAGAGCGUCAAAAAUGUCUGAACGGACUCAGUCAACAGCGGGCAGACUGACCGUAGAAGGUAAGAAGCCAGCGCGAACGAAGCGACAAUUAGACUUUAUGGGGUGUGGACUCGCGUUUGACGCGCGCACUAUGAAUGUUCCCGAUUAUGAGCCAACUCAACCUACAAAAAUCAUGAUCAGCAGAAAGACUCUAGCUACUGGACAUACUUGGAAUGAAGCUAAUUUUAAAACACCAAUUGAUAGAGGACUUGAUGAGUCACAUUUUCGUAAAUUGUUUCUUCGACGCAAUGUAUUGAUGAUGCGAGAUAAAGAUGCAGAGUUGAGCAAACGUAAUACGGAACCCGUCACUGUAGAAGAGACUAAAGAUUACGAUUACAACAAUGAGAAUGAUGCUUCCUACUGUCCUAACCAUGUGCCGGAUGGCGAAGAAUGGGGCAACGAAGACGCUACAGCUGCUGGAGAAUUACACGAUCAGGUUAAAGCAAUAGAGUCAGAGGAGAUUGGUGAUAUGUUAGAACCACCAACUAAGGUUGCUAAGAUUUUCAUACCCUACGCUAUGCGAGCGAAAAAGGUUGACAUGAAGCAAUUAAAACAUUGCACUUGGAAAAUGCUAACAGAAGAAACACCUGAAGGAGAAAAAGAAGAUGUUACAAAGACUACAUUUUGUUCCAUAUAUUCAAGACUACCAAAUAAGUUAUCUACUAACAUGAGAGAAUCAUUGAGUGUGCCACUAGCUUUACUAUCUGUUCUACAUUUGGCAAAUGAAAAAGGUCUUAUAUUAGAAAAGAGAGAUGACCUAAAAGACAUAGGUAUUUUAGGUCUUAUUAAAAAUUAAUUGAAACCCAUUUUUUAUAUUUCAUUGAGAAAUAUUUUCUCCUGUAAUUCAAUUGUAAUUAAGAUCGACACAUUUUUAUUGCUUAAUAAUUGUAAACUAUUGACUUAGUUAUGCUGAUGCCAUAUUGAUUUAGGGUUUUCCAUGAAUUACCAGUGCUGGACAUUUAUUCUGUAAAUAUAGUUUUCUAUAGCCUUGUCCAUUUUUACGUAACUGUGAAGUUUCUGUUCUAAUAUUGUACAG
Messenger RNA from Nymphalis io (European peacock), 2450 nucleotides. It is a transcript of the gene barr, whose product is annotated as condensin complex subunit 2. The coding region runs from base 96 to 2210 and encodes 704 amino acids. Gene Ontology annotation, cellular component: condensin complex. Gene Ontology annotation, biological process: mitotic chromosome condensation. Gene Ontology annotation, molecular function: chromatin binding. The record is from RefSeq and is a predicted model, not a curated record. The transcript has 12 exons. NCBI's taxonomy places the organism in Eukaryota, Metazoa, Arthropoda, Insecta, Lepidoptera, Nymphalidae.